Messenger RNA from Chara braunii, 1165 nucleotides. The record is from the annotation of a GenBank genome assembly. NCBI's taxonomy places the organism in Eukaryota, Viridiplantae, Streptophyta, Charophyceae, Charales, Characeae.
CAGCGACCAGUCGCCGCCGCCGACGCAGGCUCUUCCAAUACUGCCGACCGCCUCAAUGCAUUGGAGAUGCACGUCACUCCAGGAUGGCGCACAGUUACAGCUCACCACGACGCAACAGUUGCAGCAGCAGGUCUGUACCACCGCCACUACCUCGAGUACGGAGCCGCGCGAGAGAACUUCAAAGUUUGACGGGCAGGAGAUCUUUUGCGACUCCAUGAAGACAGAUCCGAUUUCAAGGUUCCGCAAGUUCAAGCUCACGCUGCAGCUGUCUAACGUCAAGGACCACAAGAAUCACGCCUACUUGUACUCUCGUUCAGGGGGCACGUGCCAGGCUUGGUUGGACAACCUCCUGUCCAAGUACAGAGUGGUAGUGGUCGACUUAAACACCAAGAUCAGUUGGGAUGAUCUGAAGGCGGCAUGGCACAAGCGGUUCCAGGUGGAGCCUCCAGAGAUCAAAGCCAUGGACAAACUCAUGGUCUUCGAGCAAGGCACGCUGCCGAGCACGGACUGGAUCGCCGAGUACCAACGCUUGACGUCAGUCCCAGACAUCCAGAUGGGCUUCAAGGUCAUCCGCCAUUACUGCAUCUCAAGGUCAUGUCCGGCAUUAAGCAAUGCCCUGACUCAUGUCGAGGACACCUUGACGACGACGGCGGAUAUGUUCGACAAGGCUGCGCAGAUCAUUAUCACGAACAAGGAGGCCAAGAACCUCCGUUCAUCUGCGUCAGGCCCGAGCAGGGACCAGCAUUGGCCAAGAGUGGCCGUGGUCGCAGCGGCAGCGCCGUUAGACCAAACGAGCGAGGUUGUGUCUGCGAGUGAAGGAGACAGAUUCGCAGCCGCCCGGGAAGGUGGCCGCCCUGGCAGAGGCCGAGGACGGGGCAAGACGAAGACACGCACCGCUUCUAGCCCCGGGACUGGUGCACCAGCUGAGACAGGCCAAUGGACCCAGUAUGGCAUCUCCGAGUCCGCAUUGAAGGCGCGCGAGAGAUUCCACUAUUGCCUUUGGUGCAACAACGAUCUUCAUCAGACGCAGGGUUGCCCAUUGAAAGGCAAGGGCAGACAGGGAAACAGAGCACCGCCAAGAGUGACUCGACGACACUCUCGACGCCUUCGGAACCGGUUUCUUCGCGAGUAAUCGGCCUUCAUUCCGAGGCGCACGUCGAAAUCG